GGCCAGGAAGGGUUUGAAGAGUUAAGGAAGUAUGUCAAACAAGGGGGAGAAUUCUGUAAGGAAGUAGCCUCAAUCAUACAAGAAAGGGCUGAUUUAGAGACAACUUAUGCUAAAUCAUUAUCAAAACUGGGGAAAAAAUUAACCAAUGCCUCGGCCGGUACACUUGGAUCUCUAUCAGAUGGCUGGAAGACUGUGGCUGUUGCUAUGGAACAGGAAGCAGAAUUACACAAAAAUCUGGCAUCUGGUCUGUAUGAUGAUAUCAGUAAGCCAUUGAAGACAGAAAUUGAACAACAUACUAAAUCACGCAAACCUAUAGAAGCUAUGGUAGAAAAAUCAUUGAAAACUUUAACAGAUAGACGAACUGAAGAAUACAAGGCAAAGAAAGCAGCCUUCUCGUGUGCUAAAGAUUAUGAGAAAGCAGAAGAUACAGAGAUAAAGUCUGGAAAAGCUAAAGACGUCACCAAGGUAGGUAGUGUUGGUCACAGUAAUGAGAAGAAAUGUAAACAAACGAGAGACUUGGUGAAGAAAGCUGAUAAAGAAUAUACAGACUGUUGUUAUAAAGCCGAGACAGCCAGAUUAGACUGGGAUUAUAUUGUUAAAAAAUGUAGUUCCAGCAUGCAACAGUUAGAAGAAGAACGUUUACGGAAUAUGGAACAUUUUUUAAAUAAAUAUAAUGGUCAUAUGACUGUUAUAGGACCCAAAAUUAUUCAGAUCUGUGAUAGGCUCAAUGAAUCUGUGAUAUCAGUAGAUGUAAAUAAUGAUUUAAGAAUUGUUGUACAACAGAAAGGAGUGAAGGGACCACGGCAACAAGAUCAAAUAUUGUUAGAUUGUUAUGCAGAAGAUUCUCAGUUUGCUAUGAAAGCAGAACGAAGGCGUAAUGCAUUACAGAACUAUUUAUUAUAUUUACAUGCCCAUUUGGAACGGGAUCGUAAAGGCAAAGAAGGCACCCAAACGUUAAUGGAUGUUUACAAAUCGAGACCUAACUUUGGUGAUGCUGAUGCUCAACAAGAAGUCAUACAAAAUUUAGAAAAAAUAACCUAUACUCUCAACUUCUUAGAGGCCUCCCAUUAUAAAAUCUCAAAAUGUCUAGCCAAGCAAGAUCAACGAACUAUACCAACUCAUAAAUUUGGUGACUAUAUAGAAACCACUAGAGAUAAACAGAUGACUUUACAAGCUUCAGUGCUACAAGCUGCCAGAGUCUUGUUAAGUGCUGCAUAUUUCAAAUAUGACCCACACUGUAAAUGGGUACGGAUAAUCCGGGAAAGAUCAAUGCCUAGAGAUCUGGCACUAGAAGGAAACUCUGAAUAUAGUUAUUCUGCUGGUUCUUAUUCUGGUUCUACAGAAGGAUAUUACUCAGAAGUUGACAACAGACACGACGACUCUUUCUCAUCUGAAGAAGAAGAUUAUGUAACGAUUGGUAGAUGUAAAGUUCUAUAUGAUUAUUCAGCUACUAGAGGUGAUGAGAUUUCUAUUAAAACAGGGGAGAUAAUAAAUAUUUAUGAGAAGCAGACAGACGGAUGGUGGAAAGGAGAAUUACAGGGUAAAGUUGGAAUAUUUCCAUCAACAUAUAUAGAAGAAAUAGACACCAAGUUGUGA
Molecule: messenger RNA, 1596 nt
Organism: Lottia gigantea (owl limpet)
Lineage: Eukaryota; Metazoa; Mollusca; Gastropoda; Lottiidae
Exons: 14
Cellular component (GO): plasma membrane; cytoplasm
Molecular function (GO): protein binding
Source: RefSeq, a predicted model, not a curated record